This is a messenger RNA of Spirodela intermedia, 3412 nucleotides long. Lineage: Eukaryota; Viridiplantae; Streptophyta; Magnoliopsida; Alismatales; Araceae. The record is from the annotation of a GenBank genome assembly.
AUGCAGGCCCUGUCGUGCGCCGCCGGGGCUCAUCCCGCGCUGCCGCGCCGUCUCUGGGCCUGCGGGGCGCCGCCCCCUGGGGCCACCCCCAGCUUCUCCCUCCCGAGGCGCCUUGUCUCCGCACGCUUCACCAAGUUGCAGGCUCUCUCCUGCGCUCCGCCUGCUCAACUCGCUCGCCCAUUCGUGCCGGAGGUGAGCGCCGCUACCAGAGAGCUCCCUUCUCUUUCAUCAAGGAGAAAUCCCCCGAGCUUCUGCCCCUGUUUUUGGCUGCCCUGCUCGAAUCCGCUCCCAAUUGGGUUCUCCGUCAGGUGGAGGCGGCGGCGGAUUCUCUGCAUUCGGAGUUCAGGGCAGUCGACAACCUGGUGGCGCACAACACCACUCGCGUCCUCAGGGCCUUCCAGAACGCCCGAGUAGGGUCUCACGUAAGCCAGCAACCCUGCCGAAGUCCUCUGAUCUUCUUUACUUCGCCGAAUUCUCCUCCAGAGAUCCAUAUUUCGGUGGGAUUGAAGCCUUUUGACUAGAUGCUGCAACUGAUCUGCUGCGUUCUUCCGGGUCAGCAUUUUGGCGGCUCCACUGGGUACGGCCACGAUGAGGGGGCGGGCCGCGAAGCUUUGGACAAAGUCUUCGCCGAGAUUGUCGGCGCCGAGUCGGCCAUUGUUCGAUCGCAGGUCCUCCGAUCGAUCUCCAUUUCGUAUCAUUUCCACGCCGAUCGAAAGCAGCGGUGACUGAUCGAUCUCCCGGGCGUUUGAAUCGCAGUUUUUCUCCGGCACCCACGCCAUCACCUGCGCGCUAUUCGCCUUCCUCCGACCUGGAGAUGAAGUGAGUCAGUUUUUUCUCCACAAAUUUAUGCAGCCAGCAGAGAAAAUCAUAUGCAUCUCCUCACGAGUGAUUCGUUCAUCAUCAUUUCGUGAUUUCUGGGUUCUGCUGAAUCUCGCACCAGCUCUUGGCAGUCGCUGGAGCUCCCUACGACACGCUGGAAGAGGUGAUUGGAAUCAGAAAUCCCUUCGGCAAUGGAUCCUUGAGAGACUUUGGAGUGGAAUACCGACAAGUCCAUGUGAGCCAUCCGCUCUCAAAGAACUUUGCUUUUCUUUUAGGCUGUAGACUUUUAUCAUCAUCAGUAAUCAGCUGCUUCUCAGCUCGCGGAAGAUGGUAGCCUGGAUUGGGAUGCUCUCUCGGGUUCACUGAGACCCCAGACGAAGUGUGCCCUCAUACAGAGAUCGUGCGGAUAUUCAUGGCGCCGGAGCUUGAGUGUGGCAGAAAUAGAGAGGGCUAUCAGAAUGAUAAAGGCAAUGUCCAUGGCAUCUACUCUUAUACGGUUUAUCUUAUGUUAAGUAUGUGGAUGGGAUGCUAUGAGUUGGGUAAUCUCCACUAUUCAUGGCAAAACUUCAUCUUUGUUCUUGAAGAAAAGAUGAAUGAGAAUAGAAAUGGAGCCCAUUUAAUUAAUGAAAAAGGCCUUCUUAUGGGUUUUUUGUUGAACUUGCGUCAGCAGAUGCAGAAUCCAGACUGCUUGGUCAUGGUUGAUAAUUGCUACGGGGAAUUUGUGGAAACAGUGGAGCCUCCUUCGGUGGUAUGCAAGAUGAACCGAAUGCAAUUUCCUCCUCUGAGAGGCGCAAAAUGACGGUGGGCGAUUGGUUUUUCUCAUCACAGGGAGCAGAUUUAAUUGCAGGGAGCUUGAUAAAGAAUCCAGGAGGAACAAUCGCUCCUUGUGGUGGGUAUGUCGCCGGGAGGAAGAGAUGGGUUGAGGCCGCUGCUGCCCGCCUCUCAGCCCCUGGGCUGGGUAUCGACUGUGGAUCAACGCCCGGCGGGGUGAUGAGGGCAUUCUUCCAGGGGCUGUUCCUUGCGCCUCAAAUGGUUGGAGAAGCGGUCAAGGUGGUCUUCUCGCCCAUCUCAGAAGCUCUAUAAUUGCAGGUGCCUCCUCCAUUCUUGGCUGACUGUUGUUCUCAAUUUCUCCUCUCAGGGAAGCCUUCUAAUUGCGGAAGUGAUGUCAUCCAGAGGAUUCAAGGUCCAACCAGCUCCACGCGUUCCCCGCCAUGACACGGUGCAGGUGAAACCCAACUUGCACGCAUAUCUUUGUUGAUUUCAUCUGCCUACCAAAGGAAAUGUGGAAAAUAUUAAAGGAGGAGGUACCCAGUAAUGUAGAAAUCAGUUGAAUUGUUGUAUGUUGGAGCUGCAUUUCAUUUCAGGCAGUGCAACUUGGGGAUCGGGAGCGUCUCCUAGCCUUCUGUGAAGCUGUGCAGAGGAGCGGCCCAGUUGGUUCCUUCAUCAAACCCGUUGCUGGAUCGACUGCUGGAUAUGCAUCAGAGGUUUGGGGCAGAAGCCAUGUUUGAAUCAUUCACAUGCUAUAUAUAUGGUUAUGUAACUGCUGUAGAAAUAAAAGUAGUUGAAAAUCAUAUUUGCAUGGGUGUGGGUUUGGUUUAGAUCUCGCUUUCUGAAACGAAAGUUCCUUAAAAUGUACCUUGACAAAAUAAAAUAAUUUUUCUUCUUAUCUGAUGAGCUACAUUGAGAUGUGGUCUGCUUCAUCCCUUCGGCUAGCCAGCAGAAGUUGAGUUUCUAGAAUCACCAUUUAUGAUUCUGUGGGUAGAUAUUGGUUUUCUAAAAUUCAUAAUUUGUUUCCAGCAUUCUCUAAGCGCCUGAUCGUGUAAAUUUUCAGCAUAGAAUGAUUGAAUUCCAUAGUUUUUCUAACCUUUUGUUCUUGAUAUCAUUUUUAAGCCCUUUUUCAUACGGAUAACGUAAGUCAUUUUUAAUACAUAAUGAUUUUAUUCGAAACAAUGAAGAUCGAGCUGAAAAACAGUAUAGAGCCACGGUGUUCUUACAACAUCAUGCUUCUUUCUUUAGUCUUCUGUAAUAGUGUCCCACGGUGUUUAAGAUACUCAAAAUAAGGCAUCAACAAAACCAUGGAGAACAUGCCACCAAUCCCUAGGCCCAAGAUAUCAGGUUCAUUAUUGAAUCGUCAAUGAAAUCUUCCCUGAAACCAGUAAAGUCGGCAUGAGAAUCAUAUUUCACUGGAAGGUGGACUUGUAAAUUGAUGUGAAGCAGAUUUUGAUGGCUUUUAGAUGGAUCACACGGUUGUUUUAUCACUGAAACAGGUCAUAUUUGCCCAUGGAACCUUCAUUGAUGGGAGCACAAGUGAACUGUCAUGCGAUGGACCGCUGAGGGAUCCAUUCGCAGUCUUUUGUCAGGUAUCUCCCAGUUUCAUAUCUGUUCAUUGAAACAACUUACAUGAAAUAUUCUCGAUAUUCUAAUGUUAGCAUGGAAAUGGACUGUCGUAUAAUGCUGAAGAGCUGGCAAGAGUAUUUUGUGAGCGAGAAAUAACUUGCUGUCUUUUUCGGUUCUUUUACUCUUUUCCAUGCAGGGUGGCACCCAUUGGACUCAGUGGGCGCUUGUUCUAGGAGAGGUUUUAAACUCUAUUUAA